AUACUUGCAUGCACUUUAUUUGAUUCUUGAGUUUAAUUUUUAAAAUCAUUUUAUUUCGAACAUUUUGUAUCAGCUUUAUCUUGAAAUAUGCUUUGUCCCGAAGUUUGGAGUUUUCCUCCACCCAAGGUAAUAACUUCAUAUAAGAAAUGUGCUAACUUGGAAACUGUGAUAAGUGCAGUUGAACGAAACUGUUUUUAUAAAAGUGCGAUUGUAACAUGUGCAGAUGAACUACAUACGCCGCAACAAAUUACUGAAAUUUUACUAGAAGAUACUGAUUAUUACAAGGUGUUCAAUUGUCCUUUAACAGAAUUUGUGGAGCCAGCAUUUAUACAAAAUUUUGUAAAAUCGGGAAAACUAUAUUGUCUUACAGCAGAUGUUAACUGCAUAGUGCAAAACUGUGCAGCUAUAACCCCUGAUGGAGUAUUAACAUUGAAUAUUCUCGAAUCUACAUAUCAAACAUUAGGUCUGGAAGGAAGUAAAUGCCCUCAUAACUAUUAUCAAGUAAUGAUUAACUUAGUAGACAUAAAAAAUGUAGAAAGAACCCGAAAAGCCCUAUCCAAAAUUAAGUCAUUAAAUUUUUAUGUAUCUUGGGAACCAGAUAAGAAUAAUGUUUGUCCAUCAUCAAUUGCAAAGUAUUUCUGUGACAGAAACUUUGAAGUGUCAUGUCACAGCUUAGAAGUGCAAAAAAUAACGCCAGAUGUCCGAGAAAUACCAACUUUAAUAGAUUGUGAGAUAGAAGGAAUUGUAGAAUGGAUUGGUAUGCUGGCACAUGGAGCAGAAUUAUGUCCGACAGAGGAUUAUGUUAGUUCAUACAGUGAGCCUGAAUGUGAUUCACCAUUACAAUCAUCUAGAAUAUCACUAUUAAUUAUUAAAGGAUUUUUAACUCCAAAUAUAAUAUCAAAUGCAUGUAAAUCCUUAGCAGAUUAUGUUGAAUCUCGGGAACUAAAAGACUAUUGGUCUUCAAUAAGCAUACAAAGUAUAGAGGAUAGCUUAUGGCAGUGGAGUGCUAGUAGCCCUAAAAUGUUUCAGUCCCAAAAUAGUUCAUGUAAUUUUUUCUUUUCUGAAGGUGGAUGUGCAAUUUAUUCAAUAGGACAAUUAAGAUAUUCAUAACUUAU
Messenger RNA from Vanessa tameamea, 1115 nucleotides. RefSeq lists its product as uncharacterized. Gene Ontology annotation, biological process: endonucleolytic cleavage in ITS1 to separate SSU-rRNA from 5.8S rRNA and LSU-rRNA from tricistronic rRNA transcript (SSU-rRNA, 5.8S rRNA, LSU-rRNA); tRNA 5'-leader removal; tRNA 3'-end processing. The record is from RefSeq and is a predicted model, not a curated record. Gene Ontology annotation, molecular function: ribonuclease MRP activity; ribonuclease P activity. The transcript has a single exon. Bases 88 to 1110 code for a protein of 340 amino acids. NCBI's taxonomy places the organism in Eukaryota, Metazoa, Arthropoda, Insecta, Lepidoptera, Nymphalidae. Gene Ontology annotation, cellular component: ribonuclease MRP complex; multimeric ribonuclease P complex.